UUGCGGUAAAGUGUGGUGACGUAGUUCACAUCAUUGUGUCCACGUUGUACUAAGUGGACGCGAGUAAUCAGUUUAAUAAGCAAAGAACGCUUCAGGAAUUCUUGAAACAGUUGUGUUUGUAACAUUUCUAUAUGCAUAUACCACCGACAAAUCAGUAGAGGAGCGUAAGAACCGGUAUACCCCGAGAAUGAUCACCGACAUGGCCGUAACGAUGGGCAGCCCAUGGUUUUCGGACAGCUCUGACACCGGUGAAGUACCUAUAGAUAACUUUGACCUUGAUCUUGAUAUCAACGCUUUUGAGGCAGAAAUUUCCAGAAUUCACAGACAGCCGAAGCCAGAACUGCAGCAGGAUAUGUAUUCCUUCUUGAACAGCGUGUCAUGUGAUGCUAGUGUUGCAAGCUCCGAAUGUAGUGACGAUCUGUACGUCGAUAUCGAUGGGGACGAAGCCUUGUUCUGUGAUUUGCAAGCAUCCAUAUUGAACAUCUUAGAUGAUGGCGCAAAUUCAAAUGUCCUGUCAAUAGAUAACAUAGACUUAGCGGACACAGACUGGGGCGUGUCGAGUAGAUCCCAUGACAUAGACAAUCAGUCGACGACAUCUGGGUACAGCAGCGUCAGCAGCAGCAGUCAGUCCAGCCUGAGUAGUCAACAGAGCUGUAGCGCUAGUCAGGCCAGCUCGAGUAGUGGCCGGAGCUGCAGUAGUAAGAACAACUCAAGUAAAACCCCCAGCCCUAAAAGUAAAAGCAGUAAGAGCUGCAACAAAAACAGCCAAUGUGAAGUAGACAACGCACAAUCGUCUCCUCAGAUGGGAAAGAAGAGGCACAAGUCUCAGAGCACAGAUGGUAAAAGAUGGAGUAUGCUGUCAUGUACGGAGCAGAUGUCCGUGGUUGAAGAGCUGAGUCAGGUGAUCAGCAGCGAGUUGGGGAUGAGGGAACAGCUUGACAUCAUCCGCAUCAUCAACCCCAACGCCUAUGUGUCCCCCACAGACAGAGAAUUUGUCAUAGAUUUGGAAACAAUAGACGACACAAAACUACAAAAAAUCCAGGACUACAUUAAGCUCAAUGUUCCAGUCAGCUGUCCGUCACAAGAUUUGUGUUCGGAAUGUCCAAACUCAGCACAGAAGAAAACAACAAAGAAACAAAAAUGCCAAGAUCGUAGGAACCAGCAGAAAGCAAUCCGCCAGCGGCGGCAGAAAGAAUACCGCCAAAUGAUGAAAGAAAAACGGAGUGGUCUGUUUGUGAAGGAGGAAGUGUUAGCUUUGUCUACGCACACCGAGCCGUCAGAAGAGGACGUGGACAUCCUCAUGUGAUACAGAGCUUGUUUAGAUAAAUAUGGUUAAUUUAUCAGCAAAUUUACAUGAAUUAUCUAUUGGCUGCUGUCUUGGGAAAGCUGUUGUCCUACUGUUUUGUCUCUGAAAUUGAUCUGCUCCUCUGUGUGGUUGUAUAGCAGACCCACAAUAGGGGUGAAACGCUGUAUUAGUAGAACUGCAGUAUUUUGCCUUUCGUUAUACCGUAAUGCCAUCCAAAAAUUCAGUGUUUUCGUACUGCCAUUUAACCUUUUUAAAUAAGUUUUGUUCCUUCAAAAUAACAAAGAUUGUUUUUUUUCUCCCAUGUUAUUAAACAAAUUUAAAUUUUGGCUGCUGUCGUCAAUUUUCUGCAUUAUGAUCAUAUCUCGUAUAACAAAACGGAUCGAACCGAAGGUCUUGUACUGCAAUAUGUACCGUACCGUUUCACCCCUAGUGCACAAUGUUAUGCUUGUGAGCUAAAUGGAUAUUGGAUGGUCACAAUGUCCUUAGUGAAAUACUUAGUGCCCAUGAGACCGUGGUUGUUGUCGUUGCGGUUUGACCCCACCCCUAUAUUUCUCAGGCCCAGUUUUCUACCCCAGUUGUGUCAUGUUGAAUAAACCGUCGGCCUGAAGUGAAUUGUAGACUAGUUUGGUAUAAAUGAGUUGUCUCCCCUGACUGAAUAUGCGCGAUCAUCAUUCUGCCAGUGGUUGGUAUGCUGCUGGGAUAGAACUGAAUUUUAGCUAGGUCUGAAACAGUAGAACCUUGCUCACGCAGUGUCAUCUCAAUGGAAAUAUUUUCUACCAGACAUUGUAAAGGAAUUCUGUUUCGGCACAUUUUGUCCUAAGUGAUGUAUUUGUCAUGCUAUUGCACCUUGACUCUGAUGAAAGCUUCGUACUACUUAGCCAUACAGUGAACGUGGACUGUAAGUUGUAGCCAGAUCGGUUGUUGAAUGAGUAUAUCUUCAUGGAUCUGUUUUUUGUGUGUACUACAACAAGCAAAUCUGCUGCACUAAUACACUGAUACAUCUGCACAGUGCUUCUCUGAGACUCAGAAAUGGUGCUUUAAACUUAAUGAACCGAGUUGCUUCCCUUAACUGUAUCAGCAUCUGCUUUAACUGGGUUUGAAUCCAAGAUUUGCCAAAUUGGUACCCUUUCUUCACACUGGGACCAAAGAUACACGUUUCUUGAAAGGAAGUGGGCACAAUGUGUGAAGCCCAUUUCUGGUGUACCCCAUCGUGAUAUUGCUAAAAGCGGCGUAUAACCAUACUCACUCACUCACUCACGAAAGGAAGAAGACAUUCUACAAACACAUCUAUUUGUUAGCUUAACCUGCCUCUACAUACAGCAGACAAAACCUUAUCUCAGGCAUGGAUGUCCGUCAUAAUAUGUCUGUCAGAAGAUAGCUUUUUCAGAUGUUCUUUGUGUUAUGUUCCCCUUACAACUAAGAUUUGUUUAAGAUUGUCCACUUGUUUUCUUCUGUUUUAUUUAUGUUAUGUUAGUUGUCUGAUAGUUUUCCAUGUUAUUUUCCAUGUUUACAGAAAUAUAGCUACAUUUUUUUUGACUUUUCAACAUAUAAGGCUACAACAGAUCCCAUUUCUGGUGUUCCCCGAUGUGAUAGUGCUGGAACAUUGAUAAGUGGUGUUAAAUCAUACUCACUCACUCUGGCCUUGAAAAAGAGACAAUAUCGAGUACUUUAUAUGAGACGUUUUUUUGUAUCUUCACUUUGAAGAGGGUGAGGGGUAGCCUGGUGGUUAAAGCGUUGGCUCGUCACGCCGAAGACCCAGGUUCCAAUCCCCACAUGGGCACAAUGUGUGAAGCCCAUUUCUGGUGUCCCCUGCUGUGAUGUUGCUGGAAUAUUGCUAACAGGGGGCGUAAAACCAAACUCAGUCAGUCAGUUGUCGACAGAUGCAUUUUGUUUCUGGAUUGUGAAUGCAUGUUUCUCCCAUGUGUAAUGUAUACAUUUUUCAAUAUAAAAUUAAUAAGUUAGCUUAAACACAUCUUUGGAAAUCCAUUCCCUUAAAUUGAAUUUGCACUUAAAUCGAGUUCCUUCAAGUUAAAUCCUGUUUCUUCAAACAAUAUGACCUGUCAAUAGUGAUAUCAAAUUCUGUUUGCCAUGUUUCUUGACGAUGGCAAUGCAAUAGAAGAUGUUUUUGGUUAUUGGUUUGUGUUGUAUUUAUCCACAUGUUCCAUCAUUGUUCAUGACUUCUGUACUCCGUGUCAUGUGGAUAGUUAUGAACUCAUGAAUUUAAGAUGAAAUUGAAAUGCUGAGCUCAGGGACAAUGGAUGUUAUUUAAACAGUGUUCGUCAGUGUGAACCAAUUACAAUUGUCAGCAUCACAGAACAUGGUUUAGAUUUUACAUGGCUGGAGAAUUACAUACUAUUUUCAACAUAAUAACAAUGUUAUGUUCCAAAUUCAUGUUACCAGGUUGGUGUGAUAAAAAUAUAUGGAGUUACUCAGGAUAUUUUGUUAAACAGUUGAUCCAUACCCAACCUCCAUUAAGCAACCAAGGGAUAUUGUGUUCUGUUUACAGUUGCAUGAUGCUAUAAACAGCCAUCCAAUGAAGUGCUUUCACGACAGUAGUGAGAAGUAAGAAAGUCAGAGAAAA
Messenger RNA from Haliotis rubra (blacklip abalone), 3887 nucleotides. Its product is annotated as protein FAM199X-B-like. Bases 188 to 1306 code for a protein of 372 amino acids. Lineage: Eukaryota; Metazoa; Mollusca; Gastropoda; Lepetellida; Haliotidae. The transcript is spliced from 7 exons. The record is from RefSeq and is a predicted model, not a curated record.